Messenger RNA from Fusarium musae, 1299 nucleotides. RefSeq lists its product as uncharacterized. Lineage: Eukaryota; Fungi; Ascomycota; Sordariomycetes; Hypocreales; Nectriaceae. Gene Ontology annotation, biological process: transmembrane transport. Gene Ontology annotation, cellular component: membrane. Bases 1 to 1299 code for a protein of 432 amino acids. The record is from RefSeq and is a predicted model, not a curated record. The transcript is spliced from 3 exons. Gene Ontology annotation, molecular function: transmembrane transporter activity.
AUGGCAUCAACAUCUCAGAACUCCGUGUUUGAAGCAGCUCCAGCAACUGAGUCCACGGGCGACAUGGAUAAGAAAACUCCUGACUCUCCAACGGUCUUUGCACCCGACGAUUCGACCUCCUCUGUCAGGCGUGGGAGUAUUGAACGGCCCUACAGAACAUACAAGAUCCGUUGGUUCGGGCUUGUAGUGUUGACACUGAUGAACUUUAUGGUUAGCUGGUCGUGGCUCACCUUCGCGCCCGUCACUUCAUCAACCGCCAAGUUCUACAAAGUAGACGAAUCAAUGGUGAACUGGCUCAGCAGCAUCUUCGUCUUUGCAAACUUCGCCAUGACUUUCGUCACCAUCAAGCUUCUCGACUGGGGUCUUCGUCCAACCCUCAUCAGCGGCAGCGCACUUCUCCUCAUCGGUAAUUGGGUCCGUUAUGCUGGGUCUUACUCCUCCGAUGGCAAUAAAGUUGCCGUCGUCGCUGUCGCUCAAGCACUCCUGGGCAUGUCGCAGUCUCUCGUUCUGAGUGCCCCAACGCGAUUCUCCGAAACGUGGUUCACGAGUAACGGGCGCGUGACGGCCACGGCUGUGAUGAGUCUUGCGAAUCCGACUGGAGCUGCGAUUGGAUCUAUUGUCGUUCCGUUGUGGGCGGCCGAACCUAGUGAUAUCUCUUCUGUUGUCUUAUACGUUGCCAUCAUUGAAUGUUACCUCAUCAUCAUCCCAUUUUGGGUUUACACUGGCCUUUUCGUCGCCACAACGUCCCUGAUCAACCAGAUCGUCACGCCCUACGGGUUCUCAGACACCGAGGCCGGUAUUGGGGGCGGUCUCCUUAUCGCUUUAGGUCUCAUAUUCUCAGCCAUCACAGCGCCCAUCAUCGACCGAACCAAGAAGUUUGUCCUCGUAACAAAGUGCGGAGUAGUAGUCGGUGGACUCUGCUAUCUGGCUCUGAUAUGGGUCCCAGGUACAAAGGAGAUCGGUGCACUAUACGCUAUUCUCUGCUGCAUCGGCAUCUCAUCGCUCUCCAUCGUUCCUGUUGUCCUAGAGGUUCUGACGGAGUUCUCGUAUCCCGCGGGCGCCGAGAUCACUAGCACUACUGCCUGGGCUGGCGGUCAGUUACUUGGAGGUUGCUUCAUCAUCCUCGGUAACGGCAUGAAGGCUGCUGAGAGUGCUGACCCGCCUCGCAACAUGAAGGAUUUUACUGUUUUCCAGGCUUUGUUGGCCAUGGCGAUGAUACCUUUGCCUCUGAUGUUGGGGAUGUUUGGGCGCAGUGAGCAGGUAGCUCUGAAGCGUACGAAUGUGCACCAGAAUAUGUAA